Molecule: messenger RNA, 409 nt
Organism: Funneliformis caledonium
Lineage: Eukaryota; Fungi; Glomeromycota; Glomeromycetes; Glomerales; Glomeraceae
Source: the annotation of a GenBank genome assembly
UAAAAUUGAAGAUAAUCCAACUAAUGCAAUUACUUCUUUGUAUAGAAAAAUUUUCAAAACUCAAACAAAAAUUUCAGGUUCAAUGGUUAUGGGCUUUGAUAAAGAAUCAAUAUUUAGUGAAUUAUUACAUGAUAUAGAAUUUUGUUCUUAUUCAAUUAGUUUAGCAGAUAAACUAUCUAUUAUGAUCUUUAGUUUAGGUGCUUUUAAAAAUGAAGAUUGGAUGGGUUCUGGAGAGGAUGAUCGAUGCUCAGCUAAUGAUAUGUUAUCAGAACUUAUUUAUAUGGCAAAUAAUGGGGAAUUUGAUUCUGAAAUAAUACCAAAAGUAGAAACAAUUGAAAAUUGGAUUGGUAGAUAUUCUGCAGCAUGUAAACGUGAAAUGGCAGCUAUAGCUUUAGAACGUCAAGAAUAA